AUGCCUACUCUAUCCCUCCGCGAAGUCUUGGGCAAACCCAAUUCAACUGCAUCUGUCAAGGAUUCGGUUCUCAUCAUCAUCGACGCACAAGACGAAUACAUCUACGGCCCAUUACCAGCUGUCGACUACAAAGAAGUCAACGUUGCCAUCGCUAGUCUGCUCGAGAAGUACCGAAAGCAGAAUGGACAUGUGAUUCAUAUCGUACACAACAGUGGCACAGACGAGUCCCCGAUUUUCAAACCCAACGGCAAAUUGAUCAAGGAAAUGGAUGGUAUCGAGGCUAUCAAUGGGGAGACUGUCAUAGAGAAGAAGCACGCCGGCUCAUUCGCGGAGACAAACCUCCAGGAAGUUUUGAAGAAGAUUGGGUUGAACAAGCUGGUCUUGACAGGGUACAUGGCACAUGGCUGUGUAUCUAGCACAGCUCGCGAGGCAGCCACGUUGGGCUAUGAUGUUCUUGUUGCGCAGGACGGUGUUGGCCAGCGUGACAUGAAGGAAAUCCCUGCUGCGCAAAUCAAGAAGGGCGCUCUAGGAGCACUGGACGACAUGUUUGGCACUCUCGUCACAAGUGCUGACAUCAACUAA
This is a messenger RNA of Plenodomus lingam JN3, 582 nucleotides long. RefSeq lists its product as uncharacterized. Lineage: Eukaryota; Fungi; Ascomycota; Dothideomycetes; Pleosporales; Leptosphaeriaceae. The record is from RefSeq and is a predicted model, not a curated record.